This is a messenger RNA of Parascedosporium putredinis, 843 nucleotides long. Lineage: Eukaryota; Fungi; Ascomycota; Sordariomycetes; Microascales; Microascaceae. The record is from the annotation of a GenBank genome assembly.
AUGCUCAUGAAGCCAGCUCUUCUCAAGCUAGCCUUCCCCAUUUCUCAACAGCCCCCUUUUCACUUCAACCCCCAGCAGCCGAAGCCCCCACCGCAAAGCAUGUUCCACCCCGAACCUCGGGCAUCCGCAAACCUUCCCGCCAAGACUCAACCCGCUGCAGUCAGUCGGCCUCUCGUGGCCGAGCAGGACACGUGGUCCCAGCCUCAUCCCGGAACUCCAUAUCACGCUCCCGACAUCAAUCAGUGGCAGGAAGGCUACCACUUUGCACCUCCAACCCAGGAGUCGAUCCCCCAUGCUCAGCACCCCACGGCCGCCGAGGCAGUCGAUCAUCCUAUGAAUUCAACCCCGGCACCCCUGCCCUCGGACCAAAUGCAACCGCACACGUCGAUGCAUCAGCAACCGCAGGCGCAUACGGCCCCGACCCACCACCAACAGCCAUAUGCUACCCCUCAACAUACCCAUACCCAACAUCCACAUGCGCAGCAUCAACAUGUGCAACACCAGCACCAAUAUUCCCAACCGCCUCAUUCACAACAGCACCCACAGCACCCACAGCAUCCCCCACCUCAGACGCAGCAAUGGCCGACUUCGGGUGCGCAGAUGGAGGUCUUGACAUCGAUGGAGAGUCCUUUGAACUAUGAGCACUCGACCCGGCCCAAAACCCCGAAGCGCCCUAUGGGCAUGUCAUGGAAAAGCAUUGAUAACCUGAGGCUGAAGCGACAACAUCCUACGCCCUUGGAAGAGGUUCCGCCCUUGCCUAGCAUGGGUCAGCAAACCGGAUAUGAAAUACAAUCUAGCCAACCGCCUACAACCCAGGCCCCUAUGUUCACGAAGUUACGAUGA